Molecule: messenger RNA, 1533 nt
Organism: Macrobrachium nipponense
Lineage: Eukaryota; Metazoa; Arthropoda; Malacostraca; Decapoda; Palaemonidae
Product: centromere protein V-like
Exons: 4
Coding region: 246-677 (143 amino acids)
Molecular function (GO): carbon-sulfur lyase activity
Source: RefSeq, a predicted model, not a curated record
CAGUCAGUAGCUCUGAUAGCUUGCCCGUCCCGCCAAGAAGAAGAACAGCAGACUUCGAGGCGAUUCGUUUACUCGUUCCGAGAUCUUGAUUCGUCUUGCUUCCCAAAGUAACCGGGUUUUGGAAGGCGUUUGUCGCAGAGUGGCUGCGUCGCUGUUCGCAUUUUCCGUUUGGUUUCGUCAGCGGUUAUCGCGUGCUUAUCUUCGGAGAGUUUUGCCCGAGUGACUUCCAUUACUUGCUUGGAAAAAUGGGUCCGUGGAGAAUGGAAACCAACAAGGUCAAGUACACCGGUGGGUGUCACUGCGGCGCCGUUCGCUUCGAAGUGUACUCUACUCCAGUUCUGAACGUCAUAGACUGCAACUGCAGCAUCUGUGUCAAGAAACAGAACAAGCACUUCAUAGUUCCCCUGAAUGAGUUCAAAUUGCUCCAAGGUCACGACAGCCUGAAGACCUACACCUUCAACACGCACCAGGCGAAGCACAUCUUUUGCACCACCUGUGGGGUGCAGUCCUUCUACAUUCCUCGCUCCAACCCCGAUGGAUACGGUAUAGCUGUCCACUGCUUGGACAACGGAGCGGGGAGGAAGGUCAAGACAGAAAAAUUCGACGGAAAGAACUGGGAGCAGUUUAUGACGAAGAAUAAGCACAUCGCAGAUUAUUCUAAAGAAACCAAGAAAUAAAAGAAAAAAAAAAUUAAAAAUCACGAACACUGGCACCUCACGAGGUGUCCCAACACCAAGAAUUACCAGCAUCUUUUCAUCUCUCUUCGCCGUCAGUGAUGAAAGAAAGAGGCCACAGUUCAUUUUCAAAUGGCGUUCUCUUUCCUGUGUCUUCUAGCAGUACCAAGAGAUUUUUUUCUUUUAAUGCCCCAACGUUCUUUUUGGUUUCAACCAUGUGCAUUUUUAUUUGGGUCACACAAACGAUCAGCAAAUUUACCGUGAAAUGCCUAGGAUUUACUCAUUCUUAAAGGGAACUGGAGCCAGUAAUAAAAACUGCACGUAAAGUCAUCCUCUCUCUCUCUCUCUCUCUCUCUCUCUCUCUCUCUCUCAUGUCUUGAAGACUUCAAAAGUGAAGAAUACACAUAAAUAUGACUUUUAAUUAAAGAUUUCCUUUCCAUCACUCGACUUGCUUAUGAGAUUUCUUCUAAGCUUUUUCCAUAUCAUCAUCGUUCGGUGGUCUUAUUUGCCAAAUAUUUUUCCUCUACACUUUCUUGUAUUUUCUCCUAUAAGAAAGCUCCUGUCUUUGCUCUUCUUAGAGUAAAUUUUAAGUUUUGGCAUGAAGAGAAAUGUAACCGUCAGGGCAAGCUUUCAAAAACAUUGGAAUAUCACUUGCUUUAUGAAGCACAAACUUCGACUGGCUUUUUCAAUACAUAAACGUAAAAUUAUCAUUGAAGUUCAUUAAGAAUCAUCAAAAUCAUUAUUACUAUUGUUAAAACACCAUCAUUUUAGUUUAAUAUUGCAAGAAUGAAAAAUUAACGAUUUAUUUAUUUACUUAAAUAUUGCCAUAUCAAGAUUGUAAUAAAUAUUUUAUUGUAAA